This is a messenger RNA of Caenorhabditis elegans, 1218 nucleotides long. It is a transcript of the gene str-4, whose product is annotated as Seven TM Receptor. The transcript is spliced from 8 exons. Bases 16 to 1131 code for a protein of 371 amino acids. Lineage: Eukaryota; Metazoa; Nematoda; Chromadorea; Rhabditida; Rhabditidae. The record is from RefSeq and is marked reviewed.
UUUGCAGUCAUCGCCAUGUCUUCCAUGUUUUGGGUCGGAGCAUCCUUAUUGGCAUCAGAAAUCGGCUUCUUCUCCACGUUAAUUGUGAACUCUUUUCUAGUUCAUCUAAUUAUUUUCUAUACGAAACAAGUGUUCGGUGCGUAUAAAUACCUAGUCUUAUCGUUUUCAUUAAUGGGUAUUGUAUUUGCCACUGCAGAAUUUAUUGUCAAACCGAUGACGCACAACUACAAAGCUAGUUUCACAUUUUUCACACUAGAAAGGCCAUUCAAAUGCUCCAAAGAAACUGCAAUGAUACUUUUAGCUGCCUACUCUAGUACGUAUGCUGCCACAAUAUCCUUAUUGGCUGUACAGUUUGUCUAUCGAUAUUGGGCAAUAUUUCAUGUUCGCCGGCUAAGUUUCUUCAAUGGAAUUUGGAUAUUGUUUUGGAUUUUCCUCGCAAUGAUGUUCGGUGUAGACUGGAGCUGUUCUGUAUACUUUCUUGGAAUGCCUGAUAAAGUCUCGGAAGACUACUUAAGAUUAGAAAUCAGUGAUCAAUACAACCUUAAUAUAACUCGUCUCGCCUACUUUUCAGCUGUUGUCUACGAUUCAGAAUAUCAUAUCAGAUGGCGAAGUGUCAUGGUUAUGGGUAGUGUGUCAAAAGUUUUGUCAAUUCAAUACGCAGUUAUGAUAUUUUGCGGAGUCCGAAUGCAUUUCAAAAUGGCAGAAAAAAUGGAGCAAUUCUCAAUUACUAAUCGGAAAAUGCACAAACAGCUUUUCAAAACCCUCGUUGUACAGAUCACAGUACCAACAUUCACAAUCUUCAUGCCAGUCAUGUUCAUGUUUUUAAUACCAUUCUUUGAUCUUCAACUUGGGAUUCCAACGGGAGUGUUGCUGUGUGCAUUAUCUUUGUAUCCAUUCAUCGAUGGGCUUAUUGUUAUCAGUAUUGUGUCAGAUUAUCGAAAAGCUGCAAUUGAAGUAUUCCGCCGAAUCCUCUCCCGAAUAACAUGUGGCCGUUUCAAAUUGCAUCAGGUGAAAAAAUACGAUUUCUCAGUUAGUGGUGGCGGUGUUGGAGCUGAUGGAAGUACUGCUGGAACGAUUGCUAGAACUAAUAGAGUUGGUGUGAAUUCUAGAACGACAGCUUCUACUUUUUAAAUUUAAAAUUUCGUUGAACCCGGUUUGAAUUCUAGUUGUUCAUUUAUGUUUAUUUUUCAGCAAUACAUGUAUUAAUAAAUAAUUUAA